AUGAGCUCUUACUACAGUGUGCUAGGCAUCAAAAAAAAUGCAACUGAAAAAGAUCUCAAGAAAUCUUACAGAACAAAACUGCUUUUGCUACAUCCAGACAAACAGAAUCAAAGAAAAGACAACAACAGACCUUUGAGAGGAACAGUGGAUAAUUUACAACUUGUACGUGAAGCUUAUCAAAUACUUAUAGAUCCAAUAAAAAGGGCGAAUUAUGAUAAAUCACUUAAUACAAAGAGCGGAAAUAACAAUCUCGGCGCUGAAUUGGCAAGUGGACUAGAAACAGUUUCCCUCGAUGACUUUGACUUUAACGAAGAUAGCGUCAUGUGGCUAAGAGAUUGCCCAAGGUGCAAUAGUAAGAAAAGUUUUGAGAUAUCGGAAAAUGACCUGGUGAAAAAUAUUUCCUUGUGUGAGGGAAUACCAGAUGAUUUUGAUGGAGCCUAUAACCUAGUAAUCCAAUGCAAUUCCUGUAGUCUUUGGCUUAGGGUUAAAUACUACGAUUUAGACGAAGAUGACGAGUGA
Molecule: messenger RNA, 519 nt
Organism: Brettanomyces bruxellensis
Lineage: Eukaryota; Fungi; Ascomycota; Pichiomycetes; Pichiales; Pichiaceae
Exons: 1
Coding region: 1-519 (172 amino acids)
Biological process (GO): protein histidyl modification to diphthamide
Molecular function (GO): metal ion binding
Source: RefSeq, a predicted model, not a curated record